Molecule: messenger RNA, 808 nt
Organism: Betta splendens (Siamese fighting fish)
Lineage: Eukaryota; Metazoa; Chordata; Actinopteri; Anabantiformes; Osphronemidae
Gene: lsm10
Product: LSM10, U7 small nuclear RNA associated
Exons: 2
Coding region: 190-600 (136 amino acids)
Biological process (GO): mRNA 3'-end processing by stem-loop binding and cleavage
Cellular component (GO): nuclear body; cytoplasmic U snRNP body
Molecular function (GO): histone pre-mRNA DCP binding; U7 snRNA binding
Source: RefSeq, a predicted model, not a curated record
GUCACCACGCAGCUGUUUCUUCUUCGAUUACGUUCUUCAUGCGGGAAAAACCAAACUGUUGACAUGUGGGGGGCGACUUAUUCUUCAGCCUGCAGGGAGUUGGUUUUACUUUACGCAUAAAACAGGGACGCGGCCGGUGCAGGUGCACGUUACGGACGUUUAUUGUCUGGGUACCUGUUCAUCAAAUCCAUGGAGUCAGAGGCAGCUGAGUCGUUGCCCUCAGGUUCGAGGCCAGUGGAAGUCUUCAACUCCAUUCAGGAGCGUACGAUCGCGGAGAACAGCAUGGUGGUGCUGCUGCAGAGUCUGCAGGGGGAGGUCACCACGGUGGACCUGAGGAACGAGAGCACGGCGCGAGGACGCGUGCUCAGCGUGGACGCGUACAUGAACAUACGCCUGGAGGACGUGCUGUACCGCGACUGGCGGGGCCGCCUCAGUCAGCUACAGGACCUGUUCAUCACCGGCAGGAACGUGCGCUAUGUUCACAUCCCUGACCACGUGGACAUAAUGGGCUCCAUGCAGAGCCAGCUGGCCAAGAUUCACAGAGUCCGCAACUUCGCCAGUCAAGGAGGAGGCCGGAAAGAGUUUGCCAAGAAAACAUGAUUCUUUUUUUCAUUUGAAAUAUAAAACUAUUCAUGAAAAAUGUUUUUUUUCUAAACUUAAACCUUCAUCUUUCUUUUUGUCUAUAAUUUAAUGUCAGCUUCACAGUUGUACGGUCAGAAUUACAACUGAUGAAGCUAAAAAUCCACUGACUUGUUUCCGUCAUUGUUGUGGCAUUUUCCUAAAAUUAAAUGGAACAUAUUACAAUUAA